This is a messenger RNA of Arabidopsis thaliana (thale cress), 2054 nucleotides long. RefSeq names its product terpenoid synthase superfamily protein. NCBI's taxonomy places the organism in Eukaryota, Viridiplantae, Streptophyta, Magnoliopsida, Brassicales, Brassicaceae. Bases 53 to 1912 code for a protein of 619 amino acids. Gene Ontology annotation, molecular function: lyase activity; terpene synthase activity; magnesium ion binding. Gene Ontology annotation, biological process: terpenoid biosynthetic process; diterpenoid biosynthetic process. The transcript is spliced from 7 exons. The record is from RefSeq and is marked reviewed. Gene Ontology annotation, cellular component: cytoplasm.
CAAACUAGUACCUGUGCCUAUAUAUAUAUUUUUUUUCGUGCCUAUAUAUUUGAUGGUGACAAUUGAUUCCAUAUCAUUUGUAAUGAACAUGGAAGCCACAUCAGUUUUUAGGCCAAAACUUGGAUCUCAGUUUUCUCUUCCUUCUACGACCAAUUUAUUUCCGUUAAGAAAACUCUAUGGCUUUCCUCUGACGUCAUUUCCCGGUAAGCCUAUAAAGCGUAUUCGUUUGAAGGCCACUAAUACUCUGACAUUUGAUGAUAAAGAACGUACUCGCAAGUUCAAGAAAUUACCACUUUCUGAAUGGACUCACUACUUCCACUCGAUUCCCCUUGAUAUCUCGGAAAUGGAUGCACUUAAAGAAGAGAUCGAUGAACUAAAGCCGAAAGUGAAAAACACAUUCAUGUCUUCCCAAGGCAGUGACUCUACAAAGACGAAAAUCCUUAUGAUAUAUUUGUUUGUGAGCCUUGGCCUUGCAUAUCACUUCGAGGAAGAGAUAUAUGAGACUCUAAAAGAGGGUUUCGAAAAUAUAGAGAAGAUCAUGGCCGGUGAAGAAGAUUUGUACACAGUUUCGAUCAUCUUUUGGGUUUUCAGAAGAUAUGGUCACUACAUAUCUUCAGAUGUAUUCCAAAGAUUCAAAGGGAGCAAUGGAAGUUUUAAAGAGUCUCUUAUCGGAGACGCCAAGGGUAUGUUGAGCUUGUAUGAAGCUGCACAUUUGGCGACAACAAAAGAUUACAUAUUGGACGAAGCAUUGAUCUUUACAUCGAGCCACCUGGAGACAUUAGUUGCAACUGGAACGUGCCCACCUCAUCUCUUAGCGCGUAUACGAAAUGCUCUUAGCAUCUGUCAGCAUUGGAACUUUGAGGUAUUAGUCCCACUGGAUUUCAUACCAUUCUAUGAACAAGAAAAAGACCAUGACGAGAUGCUACUCAAAUUUGCUAAGCUCAGUUUCAAGUAUCUGAAGCUCAUAUACCUUCAGGAUCUCAAAAUCCUUACAAAAUGGUACAAGAAGCUAGAUUUUCCAUCUAAGUUUCCACCUUACUUCAAAGACAGAUGCGUCGAAAAUUAUUUCUUUGUGUUACCGGUGUUCUUCGAACCACAACUCUCAAGUGCAAGGAUGUUGUUGACUAAGGGCUUCAUCCUUCUGGGGAUUCAGGAUGACACAUUCGACAGAUAUGCAUCUAUUUCUGAGGCCGAAAGCCUCGGCAACAGCUUGAAAAGGUGGGCUCCAGAUCAUUCCAUGGACAAACAACCUGAAUAUUUGAAAUCCGUAUUGAAGGUUAUAUUAGAUACUUUCCAAGAGUUUGAAAAAGAACUUAGCCCCGAAGGAAGAUCUUACAGUGUGAAAUACACAAUUGAAGAGUUCCAGGCAUCUUCGAAAGCUAACGUUGAGUUGGCAAAAUGGGCACAAGUGUCUCACGUACCUAGCUUUGAGAAGUACAUGGAAGUUGGACAGAUGGAAAUCACCGCAUGUGUGACCGUUGCAUAUAUUUUAAUGUCUAUGGGAAAGACGGGUACUAAGGAAGCUUUUGAGUGGCUAAAAUCUAGGCCAAAACUCGUCCAAUCUUUAUGUACUAAAGGUCGUCUUAUGAAUGAUAUAGCCGGUUUUGAGGAUGACAUGAGUAGAGGAUAUGUCGUGAAUGCUGUCAAUUGUUAUAUGAAGCAAUAUGGAGUUACUGAAAAGGAAGCUUUUAAGGAGCUUCGUAAAAUGGUUGUCAAUACACAUAAGACAUUAAAUGAGGAGUUCUUGACCACCACUUGCGUGUCACAUUAUGUUCUUAGGGAAACCAUGGAUUUUGCACGCAUGAUCAUCGUCACCUACAAUGGAUAUGAAGGAUUUACCCGUCCUGAUGAAGGAAAAAUCGAGGAGUAUAUGACUUCGUUAUUCGUCGAUCAUACUCUGAAAAUGUUGUAGUGUUUGAUUCAGGAGUAGUGAUGUUAAUAUGGGUAUUCAAACCCUAUUUAAUUACUGGAUAUGUGUAAAAGAAAUUGACCCAUUUAGGGAAAAAAUUAAAUGAGAUUAAAUGGAUUAGCCCAACUAAACAUUUUUAUUAAAU